GACAGCGGUCAGUGAGGAUUGGGAAAGCAAUUGGUGUUAGCAAUGUAUGUGAAACUGUCUCCGCGAAACAUCUUUGAACGAUGACAGGCAAACUAAUUUACUUAUGCUAUUUCUUUACACUUUGUUCAUCCGGGUUUAUCAAAUCUAGGAUGACUCAAAUUACCGAAUUGGACAAUUUUCGACCUGCGGAUAAUACAGGAGUUGCUGUUUCAACAAAGAGCAUGUUACAGUGUGCGAUAGAAUGUGCUGACAACUUAGCAUGUGAGUCGUUGUCGUAUCAUUCUGUUCAAGGAAAUUGUCUCCUUAAUCAUUUCUUGUUCGGCAAAGAUUCACCUGGCUUGAGCGGUGAAGAUGGUUGGAAGACGUAUUCGCAAGCCAGAGGACUCAUGACAGACUGCCUAGCGCUGUUACAAACAGGUACUACGCAGAGUGGGGUGUACAAUGUAUCUGUGACAGGGACAGAUACGACCUCGGUCUGGUGUGACAUGGACACAGAUAAUGGUGGCUGGACGGUGUUUCAAAGACGUAUAGAUGGCGCCACCGACUUCUUUAGAGGAUGGGCUGAAUAUAGAGACGGCUUUGGUAACGUUAACCACGAGUUUUGGCUAGGUUUGGAAAAUUUGCACGCUUUCACGUCAGCAGGUGAUACUGAACUGAGAGUUGACAUGGAGGAUUUUGCAAACAACACUGCCUAUGCCCAAUACAACAAAUUCGCCAUUGGGGACGCAGCGACUAAUUACCGAUUGAACAUAUCGGGGUUUUCAGGAAAUGCAGGGAAUUCUCUGGAUCGCCAUAAUGGAUAUAUAUUCCGCACACAUGAUAAUGAUACUACAGGCUGUUCUGUUCUAUACCAAAGCGCCUGGUGGUAUGAAAAUUGUCAUGAAUCCAAUCUGAAUGGGCUGUACUUAUCGGGCAAUACUUCUAUAUAUGCUAAAGGAAUAACAUGGGAAACAUGGAAGGGAUAUUACUAUUCACUGAAAAACACAAAAAUGAUGAUUCGAAGUUUGACGUAAACAUAAUGUUAAUGGUUUAUUUGUAUAUUUGAGUUUACUAGGACAAGCACUGACUUUAUAAACCAAUAUAUGAAUGUUGUUUUUGAUUACAAACAGACACUUAUAAUUUCAAAUGUUAAUAUUGUCUGGUAUCUGUGAUACACAUUAUCAACAUUGUACUAUGGUGAGUAGCUUUUUGCACUCUGAAUAGCAUGUGUAUGGUAAAGAAAAGAGACAUUCCUGUGAAAUGUUUGUAAGCUCUUUGCUGAUACAAAAUAUCGUUGACUAUAAGUGUUUAUAAUGGAAUUUUAAAGUUUAAAGUAACUCAUAUCAUAU
Mizuhopecten yessoensis (Yesso scallop) is the source of this 1328-nucleotide messenger RNA. Its product is annotated as microfibril-associated glycoprotein 4-like. The transcript has 5 exons. Bases 81 to 1013 code for a protein of 310 amino acids. The record is from RefSeq and is a predicted model, not a curated record. Lineage: Eukaryota; Metazoa; Mollusca; Bivalvia; Pectinida; Pectinidae.